Molecule: messenger RNA, 2321 nt
Organism: Orbicella faveolata
Lineage: Eukaryota; Metazoa; Cnidaria; Anthozoa; Scleractinia; Merulinidae
Source: RefSeq, a predicted model, not a curated record
AUCUACUCUGGGCAACGAUUCAUCAGUUUGUUUAAGGCAUCCCAAAAGAUCACAGAUCUUUCAUUUUCAACUUGUGUCAAGGAACUGUUGAGCUGUUUACUAUAUCCUCCUCUAUCAAAUAAAGCCUGGUGUUUUCUUUCACAGGUUAAUAAAACCGGUAUCAUUCCCGCUCAUCCGGGAACUACACUUCAAGGACCACCCGGACCGGCAGGCCCGUCCGGUCCCCUCGGAUUACAGGGCCCGCCGGGUCCCCAGGGACCUAGAGGUUUACCGGGAAGUCCAGGCCCGCGGGGAACCAGCGGUCAUCCUGGUGUUGUUGGUCCGCCGGGACCUCCCGGGAUUGCCGGUUCCCGCGGGCUGCGAGGCCCUCAAGGAUUCAAUGGAUCACAGGGCCCCAAGGGGAACCCGGGAGCACCUGGCCCAAAAGGUUCCAAGGGACCUCCUGGGGUACAUGAUCUCAGCCUUUGUCAGUAUAGGACUAAUUCGUCAGUGGCCACAAGUGGUCCAUACUCUAAUUCUCUUGUGACCGUAACUGAAGAGAAGGUAAGUCUAAUCCUUCCAGUUGAGAACGUGUACAACCUUUUGGAAUUACCUGUUAGACUUCGUCAGUUUCCUUACGAAUUAACCAGAGAGAAUAAAAUACAAUUCACCAUUACGGCCAUUUCGCUACUACGGACGAUUUUAAUGAUAAUGACAGUAGCAAUAUAAAAUGCCUGUAAGGGUAGAUAAAUGCCAUAAACCUUUGCACAUGCUUAAAUUUCCAUACGCAAAUAAAAAUUGUGGCCCGAUAACUAAGUGUUACAAAACAUAUAGCUACCUCUAAAUAAUCCACCUUUAGAGUUAGUAAUGGUGUCAAGCUCCGUCUUAAACAGUGACGGGCUUGAAAGGAGCUCAAAAUAUUUGAAGAUCGUUAACACUACCUCUCUCUCCAACCAGAAUAAUAAAAUCCUCGGAGUGACAUGCUCAACUGAUGACGCCAGGCAAUACCUGUUAUCACGUGACGUCAAGUCCGGCACGCCAUCCUACACUUGUACCUGCAGGGGAAGUGUCAGUCAUUACCUAUCAGGCCUCAUGAAAUGCCACAUACACUACUGGGAGUGCCCGCUGACAACAUAACAAUGCGAUAGUCUGGAAGCGUAUCUUUGAACUCUGCAUAAUGAAUUUUAUCUUUAAGCUUUCAAUUUCCAAAGAUGUCGAUAAUCUAUUUUUUACUACACUAAGAAUAGAAAACCUCCAAGUAAACGGAUGAUGCAGCGAUAGAAACUAGCGGCGGAGUCUCGUCUUAAUGAUGAUGCAAUGCACAGUAAUCAGAUAGCAGAAUUGUCGGAAUUUCGAGCAAAUCUCAAAGAUCUCAAUGUGUUCCAAAUAUAGCUGGAUUAUUUCACAGAUCGUCUUCUUGUUAGUUGAGCGUAAUUAAAUAUAAGGUUUAAGGAAAGCAUUCAAGGGAAGCGGUAGAAACUGGAAGUUAGAUCUCGCAUGGACCUAGAAAUUGUCUUUACGCUGGCGAGAGCGGAACAACCUAUGGCUGUGUAACCGGUGCUUGCUCUAAUACAGGGCCUUUUUCGUUUCUUUUUUUCUUUUUUUUUUUUUUUCUUCUUUUUACGUUUGCCUUCUUGUUAAUUAAUUAAUUUUGUUUUUAACUCCAGAACCUAGUAACAGUAAGCUCCAAAAGCAACGCGUCUCUAUUUAGUCAGGUUUCUAUCGUGAACAAAGAAAAUUAACCGUAAAACAAAACAAUUUGCAUAACAAUAACUUUUCAGGACUACUUUUAAUUUAUUUAACUCGUCUUUGUGGAAGUUUCUCUUCCAGGUCCUCUUGCUAUUUGAUGAAAUAAACGUCAUGUAAUUUCCAUCGACUACUAGCUAGCAGCUUAAAGAAAAAAAAACUUUUGAAUUGCUCCAUAUACCCACAGAAAAACAAAGUUGUGUUUUGGAAUUGGAAGGAUAAUGAAAAAUACCAGAGGGGGGCGUCAAGGUUUGCGGUGAUGCGGUUUUGUGUUAUUUUUGGUGCGGUUUUGCGGAAAUCUUUAUUUUAACCUGCGGUAUUGCGGUUUAAUAAGACUAAGCGGUUUGCGGUUUUCAUAAAUUUUCGAUCGCCGUAAUCGGCAAAAAAGUGUCUGCAGCCGUCCGCGCUUUAGCCUGCAGUACAGGCGGAUUAGCGGGCUCUAGCGCGAUACACGAGCGCGCGCGAAGCGCGAGGCGAGAUAUGACAGUUAUUACUCGGAUCCUGACGCUUCCCAUGACUUUUGAUCGGUGAUGGACAAAACACUGACCCCUAGUCCAUGGACUACCCUAAUGGACUACCUAAAUGGACUACCCAAA